AUGGGUGCAGCCUCAAAAUCUGAUUGCCUCGGCGACAUCAUUCGCCGACAUAAACCGGACUUGAAGCCUUUUGAACAGGCCUAUCGACAGAUACAUGAGAACGCCGAGCUGUCGGAACAAGAAAACAGCACCGCCCAGCACGUAGCAUCGGUUUUAGCUACCCUGAACUUUGAGGUCAUUCGGGGCAUUGGUGGCAAGGGAGUUGUUGGUAUUCUGCGCAACGGAAAAGGACAGACGGUCCUUCUGAGAGCCGAACUCGAUGGUCUUCCUAUCCAAGAAGAUACUGGGCUGCCCUAUGCCAGCAAGAAACGAAUGGCUGAUAGCUGGGGCCGAUAUCAGCCCACUAUGCACGCCUGCGGUCACGACAUGCAUAUGGCGUGUCUCAUGGCCGCAGCCAGUCUUCUCAACAACGCCAAGACCGAGUGGUCCGGAACCCUCAUUGCCCUAUUCCAGCCCAACGAAGAGCACACCGGCGGCGCCAAGGCUAUGGUAGAGGGUGGCUUAUACGACCGAGUUCCCGUCCCCGAUAUCAUCCUUGGCCAACAUAGUGGCCCGUUCCAGGCUGGGAACAUCAACAUUCGCGGAGGCCCUGUUCUCGUAUCUGCCGACACCAUGCAUAUCAAGAUCUAUUCGUCACUGGGCCAUCCCGCUAAUCCACAGAUCAACAUCGACCCCGUCAAGCUCGCCAGUAACAUCAUCGUUCAGCUGGACAGCCUGGUUGACGAAAUUGCGGGGGAUCAAUAUGCACAUGCAGGUGUGGAUGAAAUUCACGCAGGCUAUCCUGGACAGGAUUGGCUGUCCCAUGUCAACUUGACCUUGGACAUCAAGGCUUACGACGAUGCAAUUCGUGUAUCGCUACUUGAUCGCAUUGGUGACCUGAUUAGGGAGCAGUCGCAUAAGGCGGGGGUCAAACAGCUACCAGAAAUCUCGGUCAGCGCCCGCGCACCCUUGACCAACAACAGCCAGCCACAUGCAGCAGCCAUCCGCCAAUCAUUUUCUCACUUUUUUGGCAACGAGAGGCUGGGAGACACGCUCCCCAAACAUCCCUGCGAGGACUUUUCUCGUUUGGCCAUGGCGCAUAACCAACCCUACGUCUUCUGGUUUUUUGGUAGGGAAGAUGGGGCUCGAUUAGACGACGCUGUUCGCAACGACAAGUUCUUGGAUCAAAUCCCCAUCAAUCAUUCCCCGCGCAACGCUCCUCUCCUGCACCCCACGCUUCAGACCGGAAUGGAGGCCAUGGCAUUGGCAGCACUGACCUUCCUGGCGGCUGAUGCUGACUUGGGCCAACCGAGGGCUGCAAUUAUUAUAAUUGUCGAAGAUUAUUAUAAACAAGACCACUCUCGCUCUUUGCUGACCCGACUGAAAGGCGUCGGUAGUGCUAAUCUGUGGACAUUCUCGUGUACAAAGAAAGCAGCAGAGUCAGGGGAUCCAACUGUGUGGACAGUCCUGAGUGACUCCGGAUCAGAUUUGGCUAUUGCCCUACUCAAGCACGACAGCUUCCGGGGGCAUCAGAAUAACACAGAGGUCCUCAAAUGCCUGCAGGGGAUUGUACUUCUUGGUGUUCCUCAUAUCACAGAUCAGCAUUCAGACUUGUCUCAACGAUUGACUUGGCUGUUGCGCUCGAACAAGUCCCUCGAAAAAAAGGCUCCCGCUGCUGAGAGGUAUCUGGCGGUGGUAAGAAACAUUUCAAGCAGGUUUGAAGAGACAAGAUUGACUAUUCCGGUCAUAUCCGCAUGCGAGAAUAACCAGACAAAGAUUAAGAAGGGCCUUUUCAAAUCUUCCGAGAGGAUCCAGGUAAGCCGCCGCAAGGCGUCUGUCGCUCUACAUUGUGUUCGUUCGCACGCUUACAAUAAUGAGAUCCUGGGUGAGCCCCUGACAAAGACCUUCAUGAAAGGAGAAGGGGAAGUGCUCGCAUUGGAUACCGACUACUUCGGAAUUUUCAAUAUGGCUCCAGAGAGCAGGACCUGGAGGGGCAUCAAGGAGCUCAUCAACAAGUGUCGAGGUGCUGAGCUCAGUGAUAUAUCUUCGUCUGCCUCGAUUAAAUCCGAAAUCCAGGCAGAAACUCAGAGCUUUUCUAGUUAUGAAGAUGUCUCCAUUGCUAAAGAAUUAGAGAGGAGUACACCUUGCCCCGAAAUGCCCUGCCAUUUGAGAAACCCUCAUAGAAUCAACCCCAACUUUAUGGGGAGGGACGAUGUUCUACACCGAGUUGACGAGGCUCUUUUGCCCUCUAAGAGCCGCCGUCGUCGUACCUUUUCUCUCUGUGGGUUUGGUGGCAUUGGUAAGACUGAGAUUGCAGUCCACUAUGCCUUCACCAGGGAAAAGGCCUUUGAUGCAAUUUUUUGGGUAGAGGCAGAUCAGGCCACAAAACUAGGACGGAGUUUUGACUAUAUCGCCAAGGGAUUGGGUCUGAUCAAGACCGCCUCUGGUGUUGGCCAUAGUGAAAGUCGGCAGGCCGUUAUCGAGUGGCUGGAGGAUCCUCAAAUGAAGGUCAAGUCCUCUGGCAAUACCGACACUCCAGAAGAGGAUAAAGAGCCAUAUCUUGCAAACUGGCUCUUGAUAUUCGACAACGCGGAAUCUUCGACAGAUCUAGAGGAUUACUGGCCCAAAGGCCAUUAUGGGUCUAUCUUGAUAACCAGUCGUGAUCCUGAGUUUAUUUCAGUAUCUGAUCCUGCACGAAAAGAUGGCUUAACUUUGAUUUCCAUGACAAACGACGACUGCGCCCUGCUACUGCUGAAACUGGCACAACAACCGGUGACCGAAGAUAGUAAAGCUGACGCAAAAUUAUUGGCUGAAAAGAUACACCGGGUACCCCUUGCCAUCAGACAGCUAGCAGCGCUCAUACGCAAAGAGAAAAUCACAGUGGGCGAGUUUCUCCAGUACUAUGGUGGAAGCUCCUUGCUGUCAAAGUUGGACCAGGUCCAAGGAUACACGCUACAGGACCUGUACCGACUUACCAUUUCAACUGUUUGGCGCCUGGAAACAUUCAAGCCUGCGCAGACCAGCCUUCUUAACAAGAUGGCCAUGAUGGACCCUAGUCAGAUUGACGAAACCAUUCUCCAACGAGACGUCACUUGCAGUAGUAGCACAGAUGUGUUCCCACGAGGACUUGAUUUUGUCAAAACGCGGACGGAAUUACUUGCUACUUCUCUGAUCGAUCGUAACUCGGAGAUCAAAGCUUUAUCCACCCACCGCCUGGUGCAAGAGGUCACAAUGGACAAGAUGGAUCAUUCCUCUCUUGUGUACAACUAUAGCUUUGUUGCUGAGUUGCUCAGGAGCUCUUGGCAUUUCAAGCCGGAGAAAUUUGACCGAGAAGGGCAACGCAAUAUGGAUAACCUGACGCCACAUAUCAUAAAUCUUCAUGGUCUCAAGGUAGACUUUCACAGAGACUUUCCUGGACUCGAGAACCAAAGGGCGUUAGCUGUAUUAUUCCAAGAAUGUGCCUGGUAUUUGACUCAGCAUGGUCAUCAUCCAGACGCAGGGCCACUAUUCGACACAGCCCGAGACAUUUGUGAGAAAAAUCAGCCUGAGUUGGAUGAUGAGUUAGCUACAACUCUCUUUGCCAUGGCUCGGUGGGGCGUAGAAACAGGCGCUGAUGCCAACGAGGUGCUUUCGAUCAGCAGGGAGCUCCUCAAAGUCCGAGAGCAAAAGCACGGCAUAAACUGUAACUCUGACAAUGAGGUCAACUUGGGUGUCCUUAAGGAUCUCGCUACGGCACAUACAGGUAUGUCGCAAGCUCUUUUACUAUUAGAUAGAUACCAGGAGGCAUUUGAUUCUGCACAACGAUGCAUUGACCUGGAGGCAGUGUUGCCUGAAAUUGUCGAGGGCAAGGCCAUCAAUCAAUUUGCCAUGAUAUACCAGGCACUGGCUCUAUUUGGUCUUGAGAGAUAUGACGAGGCAGCCAAGUUGAUGGGUGAGAUCAUUGCUUUUCGGAAGAGACAAUUCGGUUCCGAAGACAAGAAUUCGAUCAAGCCUGGCCUCGCUCUCCAAGUCCUCGGACAGAUCUACUUCAGUCAAGGACGAUACGAAGAUAGCCGCAUCGUUAACGUCAAGGCACUGGAGAUUUACACAGCUGUAACGCACAACAAGUACUAUUAUAGGGCCGCCCAAGUAUCUCUUAAACUUGCUGAGUGCCAUGCGGCCCAUGGUCAGCCGGAAGCCGCGAGUCAAUACUUCGACCGUGCCAUCUCCACAUACCAACAUCACUCACACCUAAAGUCAGACUUGGCACGAGCCUACUUCAAGAAGGCUAUGUUUCAAGAUAGGUUGAAGCAUCGACUUGGUCUGGUUGUUGAUGAUGAAGAGGACGACCCAAGGAGAUUGGCAAUUGAGCUUUACAGUCAACUGACAGGUGAAACAGACCGGCAGAAAUUACACGCGGUCGGGGAAAAUGAUUUCAAUAAGCUUGUGCGAAUAUUCUCCAGGUAG
Molecule: messenger RNA, 4425 nt
Organism: Fusarium subglutinans
Lineage: Eukaryota; Fungi; Ascomycota; Sordariomycetes; Hypocreales; Nectriaceae
Product: Hippurate hydrolase
Exons: 7
Coding region: 1-4425 (1474 amino acids)
Molecular function (GO): protein binding; ADP binding; hydrolase activity
Source: RefSeq, a predicted model, not a curated record